UGCCUCAGAAUACAUGCUCAGUAUCUACGGAGCUGCUUCCGAUAAGCCAUGGGCCAGGUCCAGAAUAAAAAGCCAGAUGCCAAGAAGGGUGACAAGCACAACCAGGAAACUGAAGGAUUAAAAAAAAUAGACACAUUUCUGAGAACAAUUCCAACUGUCACGAAGAAGUUUAAAGGUCGCCCCCAAAAGAAAAAGUCUCCUACAAGUGCCGAACUGUUAUUAGAUCCAAAAUACAGUGCUUCCAAGGAGGGGCCAUUCGGUUUGGGCCCUCUAGUUUUCCCUUGUUUACAGCGUUUCAACAACAUUGAUUGCUUUAUGAUUUUUUUCAUUGCAUCGGUCUUAAUUCAUGGUGCUUUAUUUGCUUUGGCUGAUAUGAUUUUAAACUUAUAUCACAGUCUACUUACUCUGUCAAAGAGGGAGUUGUAUUUCAUGGAUUUCAGUGGUUAUAUUGUAUCUUCCUUGGUAGCAAUAUUUGUAGCACACUUUGGAGGUAAAGGGAACAGGACAAAAUGGAUUGCAGCUGCCUGCAUUUUAAUGGCAUUUGGAUCAAUUUUACUUGGUUUUCCUUUCUCUAAAUAUGAAAUUAUGAAGUCAGGGGGACAAAGAGUAGAGUUGUGUGUAGAAGAAAAUAAAAGGAGAAAUAUACAUUGUGUUACAAACAGUAAUCCGGACAGAACAGAAUGUAUCUCUUUCUUCAUCAUUGGGCAGUGUCUGAAUGGAAUUGCAGGGGUGCCAAUUUAUAUCCUUGGCAAGACCUUCAUUUUUGACCAUGUUCCCACAAGAUCAGCCGGCUUCUAUCUGGGUCUUGGACACUCUGCACAUCUGAUGGGAUACUUUCUGGGUAUUUUUGGAGGAAUGCAGAAUUUAAGUCCACCACCCAAAGAAAAAUUAAGUGCAGUUGACUCUGCUAAGAUACAUCUACUGUUGCAGUUUGGGUGGUGGAAAACUUUUUUGUUCGUUGCUGCAAUCUCGUUUUCUGUAUUUUUCGUAUUGUUAUGCUUUCCAACGAGUUUACCCGGUGCACACAAGUUAAAACUUGCGAAAAGAAAGGAACCUCCUUCCUUUGACAAGAGACUGAAAGAUCAGAAAAUUCAACCUCGUUUCAAGGGUUUUGUUUUUGCCAUUUGGUACAUGUUGAGGAACCCGCUGCUGAUGACCCAGGCGAUGUGCAAAGUUUCAGAGAGUUUUACUUUCCAUACAUCUUUAGAGUUUUUGCCUUACCACUUACAAACUCAGUUUUCAAUAACUCCCCAGAUUGCUUCUAUGCUCACAGGACUAUUUGUAAUUCCAGGAGGUGUAAUUGGCCAUUUUCUUGGAGGUUUAAUUGUUGACAGAUUGGAAAUGACUAAUAAGAACAAGUUGAAAUUUUCAUUAGUGACAUCUGUUGUAUCAGUUGCACUUUUCCUAUUAAUCUUUUUUGUAGAGUGUGAAACAACAAAAUUUGCUGGAAUCAAUGAAGACUAUGAUGGCUUAGGCAAACUUGGAAACCUUACAGCUGCAUGCAAUUAUCACUGCGGUUGCACAACUUCUCUCUAUAGUUCUGUGUGUGGAAGAGAUGAAAAAGAGUAUUUCUCUCCCUGCUUUGCAGGAUGCUCUGCUACGAAAGUACAACAGAAUGAAAAGACAUACUACAAUUGUUCUUGCAUUAAAGAAGGAUUGACCACUUCAGAUGCCGAUGGUCACUUUAUUGAUGCUACUGAUGGAACAUGUAAUAGCAACUGUCUUACUUUACCUUUGUUUUUUGCCUUUUACUUUUCUGCAACUGUGUUUUCUACUAUGUGUAGUACACCCAUCAUCCUGAUUAUCCUUCAAAGUGUACCUGCCAAUUUCAGUUCACUUGGCCUGGGCCUGACAGUUGCAAUUACGAAAUUUACUGCAUCCGUCCCUGAACCAGCAUUGUUUGGAACUGCAUCAUCAGUAGCUUGUAAAUUCUGGGACAUCAAUGCAUGUGGAAUCAGAGAAAAGUGUUGGAUCUAUAAUAAGACAAAACUAGUCCAUGUAUUUAUUGGAAUUUGGGUUUCUUUUAAAUUAUUUACAAUUUUGUUUAACAUUUAUGCAAUUCAUAUAUAUGAUUAUGUGGUAAAGGGAAAAAUCAGUGACAGCAAAGCCACACAUGUAAAAGCUGCAAAGGCACAAAAAGAAAGAAGAGCUUAAUUAAUAAACGUUUUCUUCAUUGGGACUGGAGAAUCUGUGAGGUUCCAUGUUCUAAGGACAGCAGUCUAUCCUUC
This is a messenger RNA of Rattus rattus (black rat), 2228 nucleotides long. Its product is annotated as solute carrier organic anion transporter family member 6A1-like. Gene Ontology annotation, molecular function: protein binding. NCBI's taxonomy places the organism in Eukaryota, Metazoa, Chordata, Mammalia, Rodentia, Muridae. Gene Ontology annotation, biological process: sodium-independent organic anion transport; transmembrane transport. Bases 49 to 2154 code for a protein of 701 amino acids. The record is from RefSeq and is a predicted model, not a curated record. Gene Ontology annotation, cellular component: membrane. The transcript has 14 exons.